GCCCGCCGCCUCGCAUCACGCGCACAUGGAACAACCUACCUUCAAUCAUCAUCUCUUUUGUUUUUUCGAAACAUAUUAUUAUUAUUUUUUGUUUUAUUUCCUAUAUUAUUAAUUUCUCAUAAUUUAUUUCUUGAAUAUAGGAAAUUUCGCAGGUAUAUCCUCCAUAAAAAUGGAAAAUAAUCUACUAAAUUAAUUAGACUCGUGAAGAGUGAUCUUAGAUUUGAUAGUACCACAAAACCCUAGAAGUUAGUGCUAGUAUUAUUUCUCCCCACCCGACAAAUCUUAAAUUUAGUGACAUUUAUUUCUCCAUCUCUUUUUUUUCCAAUCUUCUAAAUUAAUCAUUAUACACAGAAAUUUGUAUUAUUCAAGAAAUUGUAUUUUUCAUUCCAAUUUUUCUUGGAAGUAUUACUUUUUUUUUUUUUUUUUUUUGUGUGUGUGUGCUUGUACUUGUUUUAGCUUUGGGAUAUGUUAUUUGUGUGUGUGAAAAGAAGUUGAGUCUUCAUAUUCAGUUGCUGUGAAAAAAACCAAACUCUCUUUGUUGCAUUAUCACAUUUUAGGACAGUGCUGCAGUGAUUUUGGCUAAGUGGGGUGUCAUUAUUGGAUCGAAAUACUGGAAAAGGACAAUCGAUUUUGAUUCUUGAGAUCAUUUGGUGAACAUGGUCUAGUUUUUCUUGGUGAUUUUAUGCCAAAAAAAGAUAAUUUUAGUGUAAAGAUCCAAACUUUAUUAACAAUUGGAUGUGGAUCAGUGAUGAGAGGUGAAGUUGAAAGGUUGAGAGGAGAACAAUGACUACAGGGUCAUUGGGUCUUCGUUCUUCAGGGAGUUAUGGAUCAUUACAACAACACCAAUUACAGAACAGUGGCUCUCCUUUCCAGACAAGAAAGCCCCCAAAAAUGUUUAAGGAGAAAGAGGGAUUGUUUCUUUGGAUCUGCAAAUUUGCACCUAGAAAAAAGGUUGGGAUGUUGCUACUUUGUGCUGUGUCUGCUGCAGUGUUUUUGUGGGUCUUGUAUGUUGCCAAAGGUGAAGAUACACAGGAACUUACCACCUCCAUGAAUAGUCAGGUGUUUCCUCCAGAGACCGGACAGAUUAGGCAUAUCGAUUCGAUAGAGCAAAAUAAUCUUGGACAAAUUGCAUCAAUUGAAUCUCCCCCGCCUCCACCUCCUGCAUAUUUUAAAGGGUACACUCUUCCUCCUGGGAAUCCAUGUGAAGGCUUCACACUGCCACCUCCCCCAGCAGAUAAGAAGAGGACUGGACCAAGGCCAUGUCCAGUAUGCUAUCUUCCUGUCGAACAAGCUAUUGCAUUAAUGCCAGAUGCACCGUCCUUUUCUCCUGGAGUUAGCAGUUUGGCUUACAUUCAUGAAGAAAAUUUGAGUAAAUCCGAGUUUGGAGGUUCAGAAUUUGGUGGGUAUCCUUCCCUGAAGCAGAGGAAUGAUUCAUAUGAUAUAAGAGAGUCCAUGAGUGUGCACUGCGGAUUUGUCAGGGGAGCCAGGCCUGGGUAUCAGACAGGUUUUGACAUUGAUGACUCUAACCUUCUUGCGAUGGAAUCUUGUCGAGGUGUUGUUGUGGCAUCGGCAAUAUUUGGUGCUUUUGAUUUGAUUCGUCAACCACAAAAUGUAAGUGAAUAUGCUAAAGGGAAUGUCUGCUUCUACAUGUUUGUGGAUGAGGAAACCGAAAAUUUUCUGAGAAAUUCAAGUGAACUGGAUAGUAGCAUGAGAAUUGGUUUAUGGAGAAUCGUCGUUGUUCAUAACCUACCUUAUGAUGAUCCAAGACGAAAUGGAAAGGUCCCAAAGCUUUUGCUGCACAGGCUUUUCCCAAAUGCUCGUUAUUCUCUAUGGGUUGACGCAAAACUUGAGCUUGUUGUGGAUCCAUAUCAAAUACUUGAAAGAUUCUUGUGGAGAAAAAAUGCAAGCUUUGCAAUAUCAAGACACUACAGGCGCUUUGAUGUGUUUGUAGAAGCAGAGGCUAAUAAGGCUGCUUCUAAGUUUGACAAUGCUUCCAUCGAUUUCCAGGUUGACUUCUAUAAAAAGGAAGGUCUAACUCCAUAUACCAGAGCUAAACUUCCUAUCACGAGUGAUGUUCCUGAGGGGUGUGUAAUUGUAAAAGAGCAUAUUCCGAUCUCCAAUCUCUUUACUUGUCUUUGGUUUAAUGAAGUGGACCGCUUUACUCCAAGAGACCAAAUUAGCUUUGCUAUCGUGAGAGACAAGAUCAGGGAAAAGACAAAUUGGACUUUGAAUAUGUUCUUAGACUGUGAACGGCGAAACUUUGUGGUUCAGGGUUACCAUAGAGACGUUCUUGAGCACUGGCCUCCCCCACCUCCUCCUAGUGCUGUUGCGGUUGUUCAUCCUCUGCCGCCUGUAAUUGAUGAAACUCUGAGGAUCCUGCCCAAUGUUUCAGCAUCAAGUUUCCUUACUAGUCCAGUCAAAAAGAUACCCACAAAGCGUGGGAGAGAAAGGAAAUCCAGACGUCAUAGAAAAGUUAUUCCGGGUAGUAAAGAUCUCAACUUCAGAUAAUUUUUUGUUUAGGAAAAUUCUUAUUCUUUCCUUCCCUUAAUUCAAGAAUAUGGAUUGUGGGGUUAGGAACUGUGCAAGAUGAGUCUUAUAGAUGAUGUUUACAAGAAAGGCGGUAUCAAAAUUUUCCAUCAAUUUUUUUAGGAGGUGAUCAAUUUAUUAUUUUUUGUUGUAUAUAAUUAAGUCUUAAAACAUUAUGAAAUCACAGCCCAUCAUAUACUGGACAUAAA
This is a messenger RNA of Lycium barbarum (goji berry), 2735 nucleotides long. Its product is annotated as probable hexosyltransferase MUCI70. NCBI's taxonomy places the organism in Eukaryota, Viridiplantae, Streptophyta, Magnoliopsida, Solanales, Solanaceae. The record is from RefSeq and is a predicted model, not a curated record. Bases 784 to 2508 code for a protein of 574 amino acids. The transcript is spliced from 9 exons.